Molecule: messenger RNA, 4063 nt
Organism: Sitophilus oryzae (rice weevil)
Lineage: Eukaryota; Metazoa; Arthropoda; Insecta; Coleoptera; Curculionidae
Gene: bbc
Product: choline/ethanolaminephosphotransferase 1
Exons: 8
Coding region: 249-1481 (410 amino acids)
Biological process (GO): phosphatidylethanolamine biosynthetic process
Cellular component (GO): endoplasmic reticulum membrane; Golgi apparatus
Molecular function (GO): ethanolaminephosphotransferase activity; diacylglycerol cholinephosphotransferase activity
Source: RefSeq, a predicted model, not a curated record
AUAGUCAUAGUCAUAAGUCAUACUCUGUGGCCAAAAAGAAAAUAAUUAACUUUUAUUAUUAUUUGAAAUUAUUUUUAUGUAUCUAAAUAAAUUACAAGGGAUUUUGUUAUUGAGUGAUACUCUAUAUUUACUAUAAAGUUGUUUUCUAAACUAACCUUUUGGUCCACAAACAUAUUUAUUAGCAUCAGAAAUAAUCCCAUCUUAAAUGUGCGGUUAGGACUCAUAUAUAUGUUCUAGACUGAUAAAAAAUGAAAUUCUUUAAAUCUCGAAUUCUAUCCGAAUCUCAGCUGAAGAGAUUAAAAGAGCAUAAAUAUGCUUGCCAGAGUGUUAGUAUUUGUGAUCAGAUUUUGCAGCCUUAUUGGAGCUGGCUCGUCUUAAGAAUUCCGUUAUGGUUUGCUCCAAAUCUACUUACAAUAAUGGGCUUAGUUGUAAACAUCUUUACCGCACUAUUAUUGGUUGCAUUUUCACCUGAUGCAAAACAAGAAGCACCACGAUGGACGUGCGCAUUGUGCGCGCUUGGUUUAUUUAUAUAUCAGAGUCUUGAUGCUAUCGAUGGUAAACAAGCCAGAAGAACGAAUAGUGCUAAUCCUUUGGGUGAACUUUUUGAUCACGGCUGUGAUUCGUUAUCCACAGUAUUUGUUGCAAUAUCAGCAUGUACGGCAGUGCAGUUAGGCAAUUACCCUGCUUGGAUGUUUUUCCAGAGUUUUUGUGCUAUGACACUUUUUUAUUGUGCUCAUUGGCAGACAUAUGUAUCGGGAACUUUAAGGUUUGGAAAAAUUGAUGUUACUGAAGCUCAAAUUACUAUUAUGGGUAUUUUAUUAACAUCUGCUAUUUUUGGAACUCAAAUUUGGUCUAUUAAGUUUUUUAGCGACACAUUUAUUCUUUGGUACUUGAUUCCACUCAGUACCUUGUUUUGCGGUGGUUGGUCUCUCUACAGGAGCCUAGUAGUCGUAUUUACGGGAGGUGUAGGCAAGAAUGGAUCUACAGUUGCCGGCACAAGUGUUUUAUCUCCAGUUAUACCAAUUAUAUUAGUGGUUCUACCCGCCUUCAUAAUCUACAAAAAGUCUGAACAAGCUAUUUAUGAAACCCAUCCAGUAUUGUACAUUCUUACUUUUGGAUUGGUUGCAGCCAAAGUAACAAAUAGAUUAGUGGUUGCACACAUGACGAAAAGUGAGAUGCAAAUGUGGGACUAUUCCUUGGUAGGACCUGCGAUGCUGUUCUUUAAUCAGUAUUUUAAUACAUUUAUUAACGAAUAUGUCGUGUUAUGGAUGGCUUUGAUAUGGGUCCUUUUGGAUCUGUUCAUCUACUGCAACAGGGUCUGUCAGGAAAUCUGUACUCACCUUGGAAUAGAAUUGUUUAGGAUACCCUAUCCUCCAGGGGUGCCUCAAAAAGUAUACGAACCGCCUUCUGUGGCCGAAAAAAACGGUACGAAAUCUCACAAUAGAGUUAAAACACGUAGUAACAAAAGUGCAAAACUGUGAAUAUGGGGCAAGUCAACCUUAAUGUACAUCUUAAAUGUCUACUGCUUCUUUUUGAUAUAAGUCUUAUGUUUAUGGUUUCAUUUUCCUUUCAUACUUAAAAAGCUUCAUUCAGAACCUCGCAAUUAGUGGAAUAAAUUAGUGGUUUCAGUUACACUUUAUACUUUUUAGUUUACCAUCAUUUACAAUGUCUAAAAAACACAAUUAAAAUUAAUAUUCUAGCAACAGCUUGCGGUAGUCAGUUGUAUCCAUAGAGAAAGCCUAAUAUUUAGCUUAUAAAACAAUAAACUUUUGAUUUCUAACCACAAAUUCUCUUGACCGAUGAUUAUCAAACGCCAAAAUGACAUUCCCCGCAACUUUUGAAGUAUAAUUAAUGGAAAAGUUUAAAGUUUUUUUAACUUCUUCCACUCAUUGAAGAUCACUACCACUAAUUUGAACGUUGUGAGUGCUUACUUUGAUAUUAGAGGAACAAACUUCUACGCUAAUAGAAACCAUUGAAUAAGUCCACUAAUUUUGAAGUUCUGAAUGAAGCUUAAUGAUCAAAAAUGCCACGUUCUACAAAUUAUAGGCUUGAUUGUUUGGAUAGUAUCACUGAUUAAGGUAAAGAAGUUUAUCACAAAUUAUCACCUUUUAGAACUUCUAUAUGAAAUCUUCAGCAAAGUCGGUGCCAGAUCCAUUUAAAAACGUUUCGUAGCUCUACGGUUGUCAGAUACAAUAGUUCUUAAUGUUUGAGUUAGCAUUAAACUUAAAUGAAACGUUAAAGAUAGUCUGCACGACAUCCAUUUUCCGUAGGCUCAUUGAUUCAUAGGUCUAUGAUUGUAUAAAAAAACAAUGCCGAGGGUGGCCGUUUGGAGUCCCUACAAAUAGUGGCAGGUGAGGCCGUAGAGCUGCGAAGAUGUCUGGUGGGAAGUAGCGUGAAGGAUUUGAAAUUAUUUUCAAAAAAGAGUCCAUUUGAGAUUGUUAACAGUUAAAUCUAUUAAUAUUAACUAAUUGCUUAAAAUUUACAAUUUUUCUUUAUUGAAAUUCGAAACGAACAAGCCUUAUAACAGUAUUGUUUUGGGUUAAUGUAUAUAAAAUUGAGUUCCUAUCAUAUAUUUACUAUAACUCUUUCUUAUUUUUCGUUUGCUACAGUCGAAAAAAGAUUUACUUCUUGUAUGUUUUUUACAUUACAUAGAAAGAAUAAUUUUAUAAUAAAGUUAUUUUGAAUUGAAAUAUUUAUAAUUUUUAGUAUUGUUCCUAUAAUUAAGUUAUAGCAAGAAUCCAACUUUUUAGAAAUAUCUCUUAAAAGUGACUAAAACCAGCAAAUAUAUUUUAUAAAUCAUAAAUUCCUGGAUUAGACACCAACAAAGAAUACCAUCCAUCCUGUCUCGGUUAAUUUUGAUUUGAGCCAAAAGAGAUCAUUUCUAUGUAAAAUUUGAUGCUCCACAACUUUUAUUUGAACUUUAAAAAAAAGUAUAAAGACCAUUUUUAUGUAAAAUUGGACGUUCUACAACUUUUAUUUACAACCAAACUCACUAAAAUAUUUGUUUCAUCUUAUAUACUUAUCUUUCUUUUUUGUACAUUCUAUCCUUAUCUGAUUGAAUAAAAAAUGUUUCAAGCCGAUCGACUGAAUCGGAUUACAAGUUGCUGAUAUACUCGUAAUCAUUAUUGUCUUUUUCUGGAAGAUACACACUGUAUAUUUGUGCGUGUUUUAGUCGCUUGAAGCCCAAAUAGAUUGGAAUACCAAGAUUACAAUAUAUCUAAAGAAUAUUUAACUUUUUUAAAGAGAUAUGUAGUCUAUAUCAAGGACUAUAAUAAAAAAUAGUUAACUGUUUCUAAAAAUAAUGGAAUUCUCGAUAUAAUUUUUUAAAAAUACAAGUGAAAGCUCAAAAAUUUAGUGGCUUGUUUAUAAAUAUUUAUGUAGGAACAAAGCUUUAAAAACAAAUUUAACAUACAUUUUUUGGCCUUGUGCUAUUUUAUUAACGGUUAAGAAGCUUUAAUUUAUUGCUAAGAUAGUCAAUUAGUGAAUGUAGACAAACCUAUUUUUGCUUAAAAUAUUAAAUCACCUCAUCUCACAAAAUAUACAAACUGUGUUCUCAAUGUUCUAGUAAAUUUGAAAACAACUACUUGUUUAUAAAGUUAUUUUGAUAGAAGUCAAUAUUUUUACCCUCGAUUGACAGUAGAAUACUCAGAGCACAUCCUGUAUAUUAAAACGCUUCAUUGAUGAUUAUGUAUUAUUUCGAUGUAAAAAAUGUACGCUAUUUUAGAUAAGAAUCAUAUACAAGACAUUAGUAGGUAAUAUAUAAAUGCUGUAAAAAUGUCAGUUAUUCAACGUAAAUAUUUCAUGAUACAAAGGUGCCAAAGAAUAUCUACUUUAUUUACUAAUUUAUUUAAAUUCAUAAAAAAGAUUUGGUUAUUAAUAUCCUAGUUGUUAUAGCGUUAAGUAAUACAACGAAUUAGUUUGAUGGUUUUGUGGCCAGACAGUACCUUUCAUACAUAGAUAAAUGAAACACGUUUAGAUUGGAAAGUGUCCAUAAGGACAAUGUAAACAUUAUUUGGCGCUAUUCUUGUAACGGUCGCGACCCAAAGCUUUUUAUAUUUUCGGA